AUGUCAACACCACUAAAACUCCUCUUCCUCCACGGCUACACGCAGUCCGGCCCGCUCUUCCACGCAAAGACCAAAGCGCUCGAGAAGCUCCUCCUCAAGUCGCUCCCCGCCGGCACAACACUCUCCUUCCCAACCGCGCCACACCUUCUCAAGCUCUCCGAUCUCCCCGGGCACACUCCCGCCGCCAGCGCUGGUAACGAGGGCGGCGCGGAGGAGGAGGAGCAGAGCGCCGACAACUGGGCGUGGUGGCGGCGCAACGAUGCGACGGGGGAGUACACGGGGCUUAACGAGACAUGGGCGUUCCUGGGUAAGCUGCUGGACAGCGAGGGCCCCUUCGACGGCUGCAUCGGCUUCUCCCAAGGCGGCGCCCUCACCUCCCUCCUCACCUCCCUCCUCGAGCCCGCGCACGCCCCCUCCCGGCCCGCAUCCUUCACAACCACACACCCGCCCUUCCGCUUCAGCAUCGUCUACAGCGGCUUCCGCGCGCCCAGCCCGCACUACGACUACUUCUACACGCCCAAGAUCGCCACGCCGACGCUGCACUUUAUCGGCUCCCUCGACACCGUCGUCGACGAGUCGCGCAGUCUUGCGCUCGUCCACGAGCAUGCGGGCGAGCCGAGAGUCGUCUAUCAUCCCGGCGGACACUAUCUGCCCGCCGGGAAGCAGUUUGCGAAUGUUGUUGUGGGCUUUGUGAGGGAGCAUGCGAAGCCGGUGGUGGGCGUGGAGGAGGAGGGGGUGGAGGAUAUGGAUGUGCCGUUUUGA
Messenger RNA from Morchella importuna, 762 nucleotides. RefSeq lists its product as uncharacterized. Bases 1 to 762 code for a protein of 253 amino acids. The transcript has 2 exons. NCBI's taxonomy places the organism in Eukaryota, Fungi, Ascomycota, Pezizomycetes, Pezizales, Morchellaceae. The record is from RefSeq and is a predicted model, not a curated record. Gene Ontology annotation, cellular component: nucleus; cytoplasm.